AUGAAAACCAACCAAGAUUUCUUCUCCUUGCAUUUCUGCUUACUGGGGACAGCUCAGCUCAGCCUUAUUUAUGGAAAAGCUGAAUUAUUAAAGGAGGUUCCAUAUGUCUUUAUAUUAUCUCCAUCACUGUGCUAUUUAUUGAUAGAAAUCAUCUUACUCCCCGCUGUUAGCGAACAAAGCCAUUGGAAAAUCCCUAUUUUUGGAAAAAAUAUAAAAAAAUUUUUUAUAUAUAGGGCUAUAAUUAAUUAGUAUAAUGAAAUAUCAUUCUUAUUUUGUUAAUCAUUUUUUAAAACAGAAAUUUUAUAAUUUUAGCUUUACACAAUUUUGUGAAUUAAGUUUUUUUUCAACUUCAAAAAAAAAAUACUAUAAUCUUUAUGAAUAGUUUCUUUUAAAAAAAAUUAACCUAUCCGUUAGCGAAACACAAUUUUUUUGUUCGCUAGAGAUGGAGGAGUUAGCUAUUAUAGAGAUUAUUAAUUCUGAAGAAGUCACUCAAUCAGAAGCCUUAAAAAUUUUGAUAAAAUUUGCAACACUUGGACUUGCUUUUACAAGUAUCAUUUUUUUGAUAGAAAGCAUGGAUUCAGGGUUUGAAUCGCUAGUCCCGAUAUUAUUACCUUUAUUUUUAAUACUUGCAAUGCAUAGCUCAUGUAGAGUACUGCAUAAGCCUCCACCAAUAAUUUCAUCAAUCCUCAAUAUAUUACCGCCUACAUUAUCUGUUUGCACUAUAAAUGGGACAUGCAGCUCAAUGUAUGUAUCUUUAUUUUCUUCCGUUUUUAGUGCAUUUGGGGCAUCUAUAUCAGAUUUUAUUACAAUUUUAAACCCUUUGACCUAUCUUUUGCUAUUCUUGACAAUACUUUCACUUUUUUUUUCAAAGCACUCAAUAAAGCAUCCACCUUUUCUUUUGGGAUUAUUUUCAACAGUUGGAAUAUUAUUAUUCCAAUAUCUAGAUUUAUUUAUGAUGAUUUUAAUGUCAAAUGGCUUGCUAAUGGUAUCUGUAUUAUGGAAUAAUCAAAUGAUAAAAGUCGGGGAAUUCAAACGUAUUUAA
Messenger RNA from Blepharisma stoltei, 1042 nucleotides. The record is from the annotation of a GenBank genome assembly. Lineage: Eukaryota; Ciliophora; Heterotrichea; Heterotrichida; Blepharismidae.